This is a messenger RNA of Paramecium primaurelia, 729 nucleotides long. Lineage: Eukaryota; Ciliophora; Oligohymenophorea; Peniculida; Parameciidae. The record is from the annotation of a GenBank genome assembly.
AUGUCAGAAAGAUAAUUUGAUUUGAGUUGGUUUGUAUAUUCAACAAUUACUAAAGAGGUUACAGAAUAAGAUAGCAUCAUUGCUAAUAACAAUAGACAACAAAAUUAAACAGAAAUACUUAAAUUUUAAUCUUAAAUUUCUGUAAAUAUAGAAAUUGAUUAUUCAGUACAACCAAGUAAUUUAGAAAAAUAAUACUUAAUCAAAUUUUCUAUUAUAGAUAAUUCAACACUUAAAAGAAGUGAAAGUUAUUAAAAUGUUUAUUAUACUAAUCUACUUAAAUAAAUUAAUCAAAAUUUAGAUUUAAUGUCUAAGACUGUUAUUUCAAUAUAAGAUAGAUUUAUUAAGUAAAAUUAGAAUAAUUAUAUAAAUAUUUAGAAUUAAAGGGAAAGGCAUAUAAUAAUAGGUUGUUAUCCUAAUAAUAAUUCAGAAUGGAUCAAAUUAUUGUCCUUCUAAUGGAUUCAUAGAUUUUUUAUCAACUAUUUUUAAAUUUACAGUUAAAAGAACUAAUUUAUCAUUAUAUUUCUUUUAAAGGUACAGCAGGUAAUGGAAAUGUAUAAGUACAAUUAAAAUUCUGUUUGGCUCUUGAAGGUUUAUGUAUUUUUGAUUUAGUUGAUAAUUCAUUUAUUCAUACUGGUCAACCAUGAAAAAAUCUUAAUAUAAAUGGAAUUCAAAAUUUUAAAUUGUUCUAAACUUCUUUAAUUAAGGGUUUGUUGUAAAUGUUGGUGCUGA